Thalassophryne amazonica is the source of this 596-nucleotide messenger RNA. Its product is annotated as parvalbumin-like EF-hand-containing protein. Lineage: Eukaryota; Metazoa; Chordata; Actinopteri; Batrachoidiformes; Batrachoididae. The record is from RefSeq and is a predicted model, not a curated record. Gene Ontology annotation, cellular component: nucleus; cytoplasm. Gene Ontology annotation, molecular function: calcium ion binding. The transcript is spliced from 4 exons.
GGCACGUUCACUAAAGUUCUGUCGAAAACUAACUUUUAUGCGAUCAUGACAGCGGUGAGAGUCUGAUUCCGGUUUGAGGUACGAGUCCAAGUCGGGUCUUAAGACUCCACAGGAGGUUAAGCUCAAAGGACAGUAAACAGGUGUCUGUACUUCACAACACUUUUUAUGUGCUCUGUGUUUUAAGCUGGAAAAUGAUGGAGGACGACUUUCGGCCUCAGGUGAAGAAGGUAGCCAUGGCCAUGGGCGCCUCGCUCACGGAGCAGGACAUCAACCACAUGCCGUGAGGACUGAGGACGCAGGGAGUUUUCCACUACAGCAAGUUUCUGGAGUACAUGAGGCAGUUUAUGACGUCGGUGCAGCGAGACAAGGCCAUCAGGCAGGUCUUCAUCACGCUGGACAAAGACAGCAGCAGCUACAUCGAGUGGAACAAGAUCAAGUACAUUCUGUCCGUGUUGCCUGCUGGGGGUCCAUCUACCAUGCUUUCUGAUGAGGAGGCCGAGGCCAUCAUCCAGGCUGCAGACACAGGUGGAGACGGGCGUAUUGAUUACACAGAAUUCUCCAACUUGCUGAAGACGGACAUGAAGCCGAGGAAGUAG